Molecule: messenger RNA, 1128 nt
Organism: Mercenaria mercenaria
Lineage: Eukaryota; Metazoa; Mollusca; Bivalvia; Venerida; Veneridae
Product: lipase ZK262.3-like
Exons: 1
Coding region: 1-1128 (375 amino acids)
Biological process (GO): lipid metabolic process
Source: RefSeq, a predicted model, not a curated record
AUGUCUCAAACCUGCCAUGCACCGGGAUCAGGAAAUAACUCGUGUAAGAAAUGCACCGACAGUGAUAUUUCCAAACUGUGUAGCGUCACAGAAGCUGGAAAAUGUAACAGAAAUGAUUUACAUAGUGGAAAGAGUGGAGAAUUUGAGCCAUAUGAUGCCUUCAAUGCCGCACUAUUCUCUGCAGUGGCUUACACAGAUUAUCCUGCGGGCUGUGCAAAUAAGAUUCUUCCAGGUUUUCUUGAAGUUGUCGAGGUGAUAGGGCGGAGAUGUAAUUAUCUCUUUAAAUAUAAGGAGUGUUUUGCAUUUACUGCAGUAUCACAUGCUUGGAAAAAGAUCAUUCUUGCUUAUCGGGGAACAGCAAGUCCGCUACAACUUAUUGAAGAAGCUGUUACAGCUCUUAAAUUUAAAGUACCUGCUAAAGGUGGUGGUAAUGUUCAGGCGUACUUCAGGAACGCAAACGAUCGAAUUUAUCCAUGCGCUAAGUCAAGUAUUAAAGAUUUAGUUCAGAAGUACCCACAUUACCGGGUAGUCGUGACUGGACAUUCUUUGGGUGGAGCUAUUGCAUCUGUUGCAUCAGCUCAGCUGUCGUUUGAUAACGUAAUUGACAAGGAUAAAACAACGCUUUACACUUUUGGAAUGCCGAGAGCUGGAGACCGACCCUAUGCCGAGAACCAUGAUAGGCUUGUCCCAAAAAGCUGGCGGGUCGUGCAUUUCAGGGAUACUGUAGCUGAUGUACCGAAAAGGACACUCCUUUCUAGUAGUCCCUUUCAUCAUCAACGAGAGAUCUUCUAUGGAAAAAACAUGUCUAUGUUCAGUGAUUACAUUGAAUGCUUUAAGUACGAAGAUCCGGAAUGUAAAAACAGCGUAUACACAUCAACAUCGUCCAUUGAUUAUCACAGAAUUUACUAUGGUAUAAACGUCGGAUCACACUGUGACGACAAGAUGAAUAGGCGACGUAAAAGGUCCGAUGCAGAUUCAGACAUGAGCCAUCUUUUCUCAAAUGAUACAUGCAAGCGGAUCAAAGUUGCUGACCUGCCAACCAGUGGGGCUGUGAUAUAUGUGCAUACAGCGAUGAGUAUCACAGCAGUAUUUUUGUUCUAUGUAGCACUGCGACCUGUACAAUGCUGA